Messenger RNA from Rhea pennata, 3867 nucleotides. RefSeq names its product transmembrane protein 248 (gene TMEM248). Bases 169 to 1113 code for a protein of 314 amino acids. NCBI's taxonomy places the organism in Eukaryota, Metazoa, Chordata, Aves, Rheiformes, Rheidae. The record is from RefSeq and is a predicted model, not a curated record. The transcript is spliced from 7 exons.
GGCGGCGGCGGGAGCGGCCUCCCACCCCCCUCCCCGCGGCAGGAGGAUGGUGCAGCGCCCGCCCGCACGGCAGCCGCGCCGCCUGUGAGCCCCGCCGCCGCCUCCGGGCCCCACCCGCCCGGCCCGGGGGCCUCUUCCCCCUGGGGGCGCCGGUGAACAAUCAGAAUAAUGUUUAACAUAAACCUGUUGGAGAAUCUGAAGGUUUACAUCAGCAGUCGACCUCCACUUGUGGUCUUUAUGAUCAGUGUAAGCGCUAUGGCAAUAGCUUUCCUGACACUGGGUUAUUUCUUUAAAAUCAAGGAGAUCAAGUCACCAGAAAUGACAGAGGACUGGAAUACCUUCCUCCUGAGGUUUAAUGAUUUGGACUUCUGUAUAUCUGAGAAUGAAACUUUAAAGCAUCUCAUCAAUGAUACCACAACUCCAGAAAGUACAGUGACUAGUGGACAAGCGAGAUCUUCUACGCAGUCUCCACAGACUCUUGAGGACUCUGGUCCAAUAAACAUCUCUGUUACAAUCACUCUGACGCUGGACCCGCUCAGACCAUUUGGCGGGUAUUCUCGCAAUGUCACACAUCUAAGCUCCACAAUUUUUGGACACCAGAUUGGACUCUCAGGCAGAGAAUCUCAUGAGGAGAUAAAUAUUACAUUCACCCUGCCGGCUGCUUGGAACUCAGAUGACUGUGUUCUCCACGGUCACUGCGAGCAGGUCGUGUUCACAACCUGCAUGACUGUGACGGCGGCCAGCAGCGUAUUUCCUGUCACAGUUCAGCCACCACAUUGUGUUCCUGAAACGUACAGCAAUGCUACACUUUGGUACAAGAUCUUUACCACGGCCAGGGACUCUAAUACAAAAUAUGCACAAGAUUAUAACCCUUUCUGGUGUUACAAAGGAGCAAUUGGAAAAGUGUAUCAUGCUUUAAAUCCCAAACUAACUGUCAUAGUUCCAGAUGAUGAUCGCUCUCUAAUAAACCUGCAUCUCAUGCAUACCAGUUAUUUUCUUUUUGUGAUGGUGAUUACAAUGUUCUGCUAUGCAGUUAUUAAAGGCAGACCAAGCAAACUGAGGCAAAACAAUACAGACUUCUGCUCAGAAAAAGUUGCUUUGUCAGAAGCAUAAUCCAUCCUCUCCUUUUACUGAGAAUGACUGAGAACCGUAAUCAUUGCCUGCUGAACCCAGAAUGGGUCCUAACACUCUGUGAAUACAUUAUCUUGCAAUGUUGGUUUACUCCAACCAAAGACAUUUCAAGUGCCUGUAAUUGAUUUGUACAUAUUUAUAAAAGUAUAUUCAGAAUAGGUCAGACGAUGCACUUGUUCCGCAUUGUAGUGCGGCCGGAAACUUUCAGUCUUUACCUGUGGACAUAGCCGAAUGUUUGUGUAGAUAUGUUUAGUGAUAUGGCUACGUAUAGUCAGAGAAAGAUAUUUUUGUCUAGCUGCAUCUGGGCAGGUUAAGAUGCCUUUGCAAAUGUCUCAAACAAACCAACAAAUAUUUGUUUUUGCCCAAUGAUAUGUACAGUGUGUUUGAAACAGUAUGCACCUUUGAUAUAAUACUGCAUUUCCAAAGCCACCAAUCUACUACAUAAAUUAAAUGUGUAUUUGUGUGGCCUAAUCUUUUUCCAUUUGCUCCUUGCUUGCAAGAAAAGAUAUCAACAUUUUUAGAUUUUUUUUUUUUUUUUUGAAAAGAGAAAUACAUAUUCACAUUUUAAUAGUGCUGUAUUUAGGGCAAACUUGUGCUUUAUUCAUAGUAAGAAAUUAAGAAGUGAAGUCCCAUUUAAAAAUCUUUCUUAUUGAAAAGUGCUAAGUUUGUUUUUUCUGUUUUUUUGGGGGAUUUUUUUUGUUUUUUUGUUUUUUUUUUCAUUUGGCCUGCUGAAUGCCAGUGAAUCAGUCAGUGUAGAGGUUAUCUGGAAAGCUUUCCACUUUGCCUCCUAUCUGCAACCCUCAAGUCCAGAAUGUGCAUCUUUGCUGCAGAGUAGCUUUCUGUAAACUUUUAUUUUUAGGAAGUGAACCUUAAUAAAAAGAUGCAUCGUGUUAACAUUGAGUUGGGGCUGCGCACAGCCUUGGGCAAAUGCAAAUAAUAUGAGGAAAAGAAAUUCUGUAGUCUGUAAUAGAGCUUCAAUUUGAGACUCUCCAUCUCUGAAGGGCAGCUGGAAAUGACACUUAUAUUAGCUUUGUCCAGUUUCUAUUUAAUGCUGUCCACUGAGGGGGAAAUGACAAGGAGAGAACUAGAGCUGUUGUGAUUCAGGUCAAAGAAACCAUACAGUAAAACUCAUACUGUUCUCUGAGUCUGUUCUUAAAUCAGAAGAUAUUUUUUAUGAUGUGCAUUUAUCCCUUUUCUGUUCUAGCUUUUGCUGUUUCUUUCUAGCUUGUUAUUCAGUAAGCUCCUUAAUUUUCAUGAGUCAGGGUUUUCCUGCAGAGAUUUCCACCACUGCUUUUAAAAUCUUACUGGUUGCCUUAAUUGACCUUUCAUCUCGUCUUUCAGCUUUCCUGUCAGCUAGUGUAACUGUAGGUCUGUAAAUGUGCGUACACUUUUUUUUCCUCCUCCCCUUUGGUAAGUUUAUCCCUAAGUAUGAACACAGAACAAUAAACCCAAGUUAAAAUCCUGCAGUCUGUUAUGCUGGCCUAAGAUUCUUAGUUUAUUACUUAUAGACACUAUUGUGAAUGGUACCCUACUGGUUGGCAGGCCUGUACGUAUAGGACUUCAGUAAGUUCUUAAAUCUUCAGAGCAUUCAAAGUAAAAUAGUCACGCUUUUUUUCAGAACAUGUUUCCAUUAUAGCAUUUCAGUUACUUAAGUGGUGUUAACUAACAUGCAUAUUUCUCCAGGGAUGUUAAGGCAAAGCUUUAGAAAUGGCCUAGUUUGAAGUCUAGGGAUCAAAUGAAACUUCCAGUUUUCUCCCGAUGAUGCUACAGACUAGUACUGCCUCACUGAAACGAACCAGUAAAGUGAAAACAGGUAGACAGCUUCUCAUGAAAAUUGGGCUGUUCCUAACUCAUGCACAUCCAGCCUUCUGCAUUAGCAUUCAUAUCUAGAGUUGCCUAAGAGGGUCGCUUGAUCUGGGGACCAAAGGCAGGGAGUGGAAACUGAGUGAGGUUGUACUGCAGAUUCUGGAAAUAGCUAGGAAUUACCCGAGUUAACAUGAGUCCUUUAAAAAAGAAACCCAAGAUUUUUUUGUGUUUCAGCAAACUAAAAUCCAACUCCAAAAGUCCUAACUGCAACUUGAUUUGUUGGGGAAAACAAGGAUUUUUAAUUUUUUUUUAAUCUGAUUUUGCUAUUUGUUAGUUAAAGGGGUCUGUUUUGCAGUGUAUCACCCACUGUAUUGAAAUACCCAGAAAUACUAAAAUUGUGAUCCACAAAUGUAAAGGGGAAAACAUUAAGGAGAUGUGGUUUUUGGCAUUAGCUGGUUAUCCCUUUGCCCCUGUGUAUUGCAGCAAGGAGGUAAGGGUGUCCAUCAGGUUGAAAUGCUGUAAUACUGAGGAAUUUUGGAUUGUACCUAGGCGCAAUGUACAAAAGUUAAAUGCAGCCAAACAGAAGAGUAAAAACUUUAAUAUUAAAGUUCGGAUCAUAUUGAUCUUUCCUUUUUUGUUUUCUUUUUCUUUUUAACUAUGACUUGAAUCAGUUUUGAUUCUAUUUGUAUGUGUUUUCUUGUUCUUAGAAAGCUGCCAUUUUCUGUUGCAUUUUUCUUUGGCAUUACAUAGAAAAUCUGAGCCUUGUUUUUUCAACCCUCUGCAGAUGAUUGUAGGGUUAAGAUGGCUGUUUUGUUCUUACAUUUCACUUGUCUUGUUGCAUGAUGGUUAAUAGCUGAUUUGGAAAUGACAUUUCUCUCCUAGAUUAAUUUUGUGUUUGUAAGAUGUGCAUAUUGCUUUGCAGAAUAAAAA